AGGUGCACGUGUGUCGUUGGAGAGAGUUGGGGUGCUUCAAAGAUGAAUACUCCCACAUUUCUAAAGGAUAAAAAGUUCUGGUUCGCCUCCUUCCUCGUAGCCUGGGCAGCUGCGCUCCAGGCACAUAUGGCGUGGUUGCAGAAGCAGGAUUCAUUCAAGGCGAAGUUUGGGGAUUUAAACCAAAAGGAAGAUGAUCAGACUGAUAACUGAAGUGGAACUCCUGCAGUCUCAGAAGGCUAGUGUGCAUAUAUGCAGUUUGAACAUCUUUGGAUUUUACGGCUGAUAAAUCAUUUGAAAUUUUGUUUUAUUCAUUAAAGGCCUGAUUAAUUUUUCCUAGAAAAACUGUUAAGAAAAUGAGAAUUUUAUGAAUUCUUUUUAGUGAUAAUUAUGUCCCAUUGACUGUCUGUAGGACAUAAUUUCAGUCUAAUACACUUUACCAACUCUAUAUGUUAAUUGUACUGUGUGAGGUAUGUGCAUGAGUUAAGUUCCUAUCAGCCACAGCAGAUACUUGGAUGAUGUCAAAAUAUGUGCAAAUGUUUGCUUCAGUUCCUUGAAAAAUGGCUCUUGAAAUUAUCUUAUUGGUUGAUACAAGAU
Amborella trichopoda is the source of this 594-nucleotide messenger RNA. RefSeq names its product hexose transporter. Lineage: Eukaryota; Viridiplantae; Streptophyta; Magnoliopsida; Amborellales; Amborellaceae. The record is from RefSeq and is a predicted model, not a curated record.